Eublepharis macularius is the source of this 4734-nucleotide messenger RNA. It is a transcript of the gene C1H1orf198, whose product is annotated as chromosome 1 C1orf198 homolog. NCBI's taxonomy places the organism in Eukaryota, Metazoa, Chordata, Lepidosauria, Squamata, Eublepharidae. The coding region runs from base 67 to 1068 and encodes 333 amino acids. The transcript is spliced from 4 exons. The record is from RefSeq and is a predicted model, not a curated record.
GAGGCAGGCGCGGCGGUUGUGCUGUGCCUCCGUGGAGUCCGCCUCUGCGCUUGGACCGUGCCGGCGAUGGCUUCCAUGGCGGCGGCGAUUGCAGCCUCCCGCACGGCCGUCAUGAACGGCAACCGGCCGCUGGACGAGCGGGAGCGCAAGCGCUUCACCUACUUCUCCUCGCUGAGCCCCAUGGCUCGCAAGAUCAUGGCGGAGAAGGAGCGCAUCCGCGAGCGUUACGGGCCCGAGUGGGAGCGGCUGCCGCCCCGCCAGCAAGACGAGAUCAUCGACAAGAGCCUGGUGGAGCCGCACGUCCAGGCCCGGUACGCCGCACACCGGGGAGCCGCCCGGGGCAGCCCGCCUCCGGUCUGCUACCCGAACCUGCGCCUCAACACCGGCCAGAAGGUGGUGCAUUUCGGCGACGAGGAUAUAACCUGGCAAGAUGAACACUCAGCUCCUUUCUCCUGGGAAACCAAGAGUCAGAUGGAGUUCAAUAUUGCUUCUCUAUCAAUACAAGAACCAGGUGGAAUGUCAUCACAGAAUGAACAGAAACUACCUGUCAAAGCAGUUUCAGGCCCCCCAGUCUCCAAACCUUCACAAGGUGGUAAAACACUUGUCUCAGAUGGGCUUAUACCAGCCAGGAAAGAGGAGGAGGCUUCAUUCUGGAAGAUAAAUGCCGAGCGCUCCAAGUUUGAAGGGGAACAGUCCGAGUUCUGUUCUCUGACCCCAAGCCAAAUCAAAUCCAUGGAGAAAGGAGAGAAGACACUCCAGCCUUAUUACAGGCAGGAAUCUGGUCCAAAAGAGGCAUCUAAAGCAGAGAAACCUAACAUUAUGAAGCCUGAAAAAUUGAUUGCUCCUGUUGUUGCUGCAACAUCUGUGGAAUGGGAAAAACCUCAACCAGGCCAGCUUUCAGUUAGUACCAUUCAGGUCCUUCCUGACCCUACAGAAAAACUGUCAUCUACUGGGACAAAGAGUGAUGAUGCUGAUAGCGGUUUCCUUUCAGACAUGCACACAUUUGGUCAGAACAAUGCAAGUAAUGUUAUCUUGAAGACAGGAUUUGAUUUUCUAGACAACUGGUAAAGAAGAACCAAAUAACUUCUGUUCAGUUUUGGAGAAAGAAAAGGAGCAUCUCUUUCCCUCUCCUUUUCUUUAUUUUAUUACUGUCUUUUAUGUGUCCUUUAAAAAAAUUAUAAUUUUCCAGCUCUUUUAAAUGUUGCUUUUGUAUUCAUGCUUUUUGUAAAACCACAUGGAUAUUUGUAUUUUGAAAUGGUCCAGUGUUAGUGUGGUGUUCUUCUUAAUUUUUAUGAACCUCCUGCAAAUGAUUAGCCAUGAUGGGGAUUGACAGGAGUCAUUUCCUAAUCAUUGUUUAUGUAUUAAGGACAAGGAGGGGAAUCUGGCUUGGGAGCAAUACUGAAGAGAGGUACCCAGUUUUGCUCCGAUAGUAGUGGCUGUACAUGAAUUACAAAGAAGAGAAGAAAUGCUAAGGAUAGAGAUUGAAGCACAAAACUCUAAAUACCAAACUUCAUUAUGUCUCUUUGAAAUAAAUCAUAAAGAAAAUAAGGCUGCAAAUUUUUUAAAAAAAUAUUUUUGUAUUGGUACAUUUUCAGUGGAAUUCUAAGCAGAGUUACUCCAAUCUAAACCCAUUGAUUUUAAUGGGCUUAGACUAGGGUAACUCUGCUUAGGAUUUCACUGUUAGUUUGGCUUGUUUCUAUUGCUGUUUACUUGUCCGUAGGAUCUUUGAGCAGUGGAAUAUUUUUGAAAUGAGGAGACUUUGCCAAAGGGAGAUAAUCUAAGUAGUACUGUAGCUGCACUUGAGUAAUUCUUUGAAACUAAAGUUACAGGGGUUGGGGAGUUUGUAGGAGAAAAUGAAGAAAUAUGUGAUGUAGCCAGUCAUUUAUAGGCUAAAAUCGCUUGAUCGAGACAACUGUUGUGGAGAACAGAACCUCAAGUGAUGAUUCUACCUAUCUGUAGGGUGUAGAUCACCCUCCAUUAUUAGUAUUACACAAAGUACUUUAUUUACAUUGAAGCAUUAUGAGAAUGCUACCUAAAAACUUUUAAAAAUAAAAAUGGUUUCUUUUCAGGACAGGAUUAUAUAACUUCUGGUGCUACUUCCCUUCAUGGGAAUAGAACUUCCAGGUGUCUCACAUCCUACCUGAUAUGGUAGGUUUUUCUUCAGGGGAGCUUGCUGCUUUUUAAAACAAAAUUAGAGCAUUAAAAACAGUGUUGCUGACUUGCAGUUUGAGCUGGUCCAGUUCAUCAUACCACUUUGGGAUUCAGUUUGUCUCCUCUGUAGACCAAAGCCUCAUUCUUGUCUAACAUUUAAAAUGUCUGAAUAGAAAAAAAUGUGUUCGUUGGAUUACAAAUUGCAGCAGUGCAUUGUGGUUUCUAUUCUGCCUGUGCUGUCCAUGUCAUCUUUAAGCCUUAAUGCCUGGUAUCACACGAUCAUGAUCUGUCCGAUCCAAUACCCGACUGACCUUUUUAAUCUUAAGAAGUGGAUCUCCAAAAUACUGAUCCAAUACAGACCUUGAAUCCUUAAAGCACUCCUGCAACCUCAGAUUGGGCUGUAUGCCUUUAGGACAAAAAAAGCAACAUUUAUACCUUAACUUUUCAUUUAAAUAGUUCCAUUCUGUUCUAAUACUAGCCUUCUGUAGAUCGUCCGUAACAACCAUAACUUUCCCAUUGUGUGACAGUUUAAGGCCUCUGUCAACUGUGAUCUUAAAAUCUAAAGAUUCAGGUUACUUCUGCAUAAAUAACCUUUCACUGUGCUCUUCGUUCAUCUAUUUUCUGUUUAUUCAGUCGGUUGUUGCCUUAUAUAACCUGCAGGCAAAUAAUAGUGUUGGUAAAGUUAAACAGCUCAUAUAUGAGUUUAAUUCAAAAUCUUACCCUUUGUUCUAAACAAAGGUGUAUCUGUUGUAAUAGAAAGUUAUAAGAUGUGGGGAAAGCAAUGAUCUCAUAGUAUGGCUUCUGAGAGCAGUUUUACACUUUGUGCCAUGUACAUGGGCAUCUGCUGUGGUAAACGUUUAAAGUAGGAAAUGUGUGACAAUGUAACAUUGGUGAUACAGGAUUGGAUACCUUGUCAUGUAAUGUAGCUGCAAAAACAGCUGAGUGUCCCCUAAUAGUAACUUGAAUGAUAAUGCUGGGAUAGGGUCAUUCAAAAAUAGCCGAUCCUAGGCUUCUUUAAGCCCUGGUAGGGGAAGUAGAUGGGUAACAAACAAUACUGUGCCUAUCUUUUUACUCUUGUGCGAUCUUGAAUUCUGUUCUUCUCCCUCCCCAGUCUCCUAGGGCUUAAAGCAGGCCCAGUGUGGGGAUUUCCCAUCAGAGAGAUGAUGUGCAAGAAGAGAACUUUACCAAAAACACCUUUGCAUCAUUGUAGUCCAAUCCAUAUCAAGGUUCUCCUCCAGCUGCUUUUUUGCUGCUACAUUCCAUGUCGGAAGAUCCGGUUGUACACUCCCAAUGUCAAAUGUGUUGUGUCCCUCAGAUAGGUUUGACUCCUUGCUGUGGGCCCACAGUGUGCUAUGCCUCUCCUCUUCAUAUUUUGCAAGUUUACCAUAUCAAACUCCUGUAAUCUCUUGCUGCAAUGUGCUAUGCAAAUAUGAAUUGGCUUUUGGGUACCAAGUAGCAACCAUUUCAUUUAAACACUGAUGGUAUACAGUGCAAUUCUAAGCAGAGUUGCUCCAGUCUAAGUCGAUUGAAACCAAUGGGCUUAGAUUGGUGUAACUCUGCUUAGGAUUGCACUGUUAGUAACAUUUCUGGAAUCAUUUUGAGCUAAAUUACUGACAGUUCAAAACCGAAACAAACUAAAGUAAUGUCAGCUACAAUUCAAGAAAGUGUUCAAAGAUCUGAUAACCAUUGAUAAGUGUCUUGUUGACCACCCAGUUUAGUUUUUGCUUAAUAUACAAGACAUUCAUACUUUUAAAACGAUUUGCUAUUUAAAAAGCAACAAAUCUAAGGUGUAAAAACUUGAGCACAGGUUUUACAAAUGAAAGAUAUUUCUGAUUUUCACUUUGGGGGGGCAUUGGAAAGUGAGUCUUUGCAAUCUUGUUAAAGCUGGAUUAUACAAGUGUGAAUUUUCCAGCUCAGGUUCCAGUUUUAUUAGCUGAAAAAUUAAAAACUUCAGUUUCAAUAGACAAAAGGUGUAACUUUUAAUCCUAUUUUGCUCAUGAGGACCUUUGGUAAGCACUUGCUUUUCCAAUGAGAAGGUCCCAGGUUUGGUACCUGGCAUCACUUGUAAAAGGAGCUUCGGAGCAGAUGUUGGGAAAGGCUGUUUUCUGCCUAAGAUCUUCGAGAACUGCUGCCAAGCGAAACAGACGAUACUGAGCUAGGUGAACCAGUAGGCUGACAGUAUAGGGCAAUUUGUAUGUUGUCAUAAGGGAGACUGUCCUAAGUCCAUUCUGCUCUUUACAAAUUGGAACUGGUAGGUUCUGUAUCUCUGGAUUGUCCUUUGGAGUUAUCUUUCUCACUCAGGGUACAAUCCUACUACUCACUUUUGCACAAUUCCCAUUCAUUUCAGUGAAGCUUGUUAAGGAAAACAUCUUGGUGGAUUGCACUCAGUGGAAUUAGCCAGCAGCGUAUGCUGCAGAGUCAAUAUUCAUCCCAUUCGGACUUCCUUUACUGGGCUUUGAUGGCUAAAUCUGAUGCUUCUUCUUUUUAGAUAGGUUUUUAUUGACGUUCAUACUCAAAAUUGUACUUGGUCAUAUUUUAUAUCAAAUAAUUACUACUUAAUAAAGUUAUCUGAUAUAGACCAGU